CUGAAGCAUUUCGUCAUUCAGUUACUUCCUUUUAAACCACCUGCAUCUCAUUCUCAUGACCGUUCUAUUAUUCCGGAUUCCGAUUCGGAUAAGUCUUCCCCUUUUCCGGACCAUUUGGAUUUGGGUUUACAUCCUUGCUAACCAGUUAAAAAUGGAACUUAAUCCAAAAAUUCCUUCUUUCAUAAAACAAUAACCGCAUCAAAUCCCCCGAGCAACACCCUGUUCCAAUAUUCCCCUAUUAUUCGAUAUGAUCUAGUCAUACUGGCAUUUCUUAGUCCUGUUUGUGACAUGUAACUGUAAGAAGGUACUGUUUGUGAAACGGGGUUCUAGCAUAAAUUACCAGAACACUAAGGAAAUGUUGUGACAUAGGUCAAGAUGCACGUGGAAUUCUCAGCAAUGUGCGUAUGCAGUUAGCUGAACUGCCAUAGGAUCAACAUGUACAUGGAAUUGCAGUAAUUCAUAGAUUCAAUGUAGGAUGGUUAUACAUUCGUGUUACUACUUUGCGAUUCCACUGUGUAGCUUCCAGUCCUCCUCAACCAUUGUUUGUUCUUCACCUACCCUGGUCAGAACAAAGACCAUAUAUUGCUCUAAGAGGAAAAGCGGAAUCUUGUUAGUGUCGGCACUUGAAGCAUCUAAGUAUCCACCUGAGGUAAAGGUGUUACUUUAUUCUUUGAGUGUAGGCAUUACAUCAAUAAAGACCUACCUGCACCCCGAGAAGGUGGUGGACCUGGUUAAAAGAGCUGUGCCACUUGCACUCGGACCAGAGAAUGACCCGAGAAAAGAGGAGUUUAAGCAGCUCCAGGAAAAGAAGGAAGAGAUUGACAAGCUGGCACACAAGCAAGUGCGAUGUAUCCUAUGGUCUGGCUUAGGGUUCUUCAUGUGCCAAGUCGGGCUCUUCUUCCGUCUCACAUUCUGGGAAUUCUCAUGGGAUGUGAUGGAGCCAAUUGCCUUCUUCACCACUGCUUCUGGCCUGCUUGUUGGCUACGCCUAUUUCCUCAUCACCUCAAGGGACCCGACGUAUCAGGACUUCAUGGAGAGGCUGUUUUUAUCGAGGCAGAGAAAGCUUUGCGCCGCACAGAAGUUUGAUAUGGAGAGGUACAUGGAGUUGCAGAAGCACUGUAGGUGUCCCCUGGAAGGCCAUCACCCUCAUGGUCCCAAGCUUCAUGGCUUGUGACACCACAGGAACUAAAGUUUCUCCUCUGUUACCUGAAGCUUCACACUGCACUCUCUAGGUUGUAGAACGGGCACUAUUCACAUGCCUUUCAUCUGAUACUAUAGUCCGAGAUAGCAAUGUAGUCCUGAUAGAAUGCAUGGAUCAUAUAAGGGUUACCCUUUAGCUACUUAUCAGAGAUGAAUGGUGAACCCAACUGAAUGUUCAGACCUUGCUAAUAUAUCAUGUGUAUUUUGACAGAUUGUUUUGAGGACCUAAGUACCUAAAAUGCUGAGCUAUGCCGGUAUAUGUUCCAGGCAUAGCCACCAAGAAUACAAGAUGACACAGGUUAUGCAAGUCUCGAA
This is a messenger RNA of Setaria italica (foxtail millet), 1515 nucleotides long. Its product is annotated as calcium uniporter protein 6, mitochondrial. The transcript has 2 exons. Gene Ontology annotation, cellular component: uniplex complex; mitochondrial inner membrane. The record is from RefSeq and is a predicted model, not a curated record. Gene Ontology annotation, molecular function: calcium channel activity; uniporter activity. Gene Ontology annotation, biological process: mitochondrial calcium ion homeostasis; calcium import into the mitochondrion. Bases 476 to 1174 code for a protein of 232 amino acids. NCBI's taxonomy places the organism in Eukaryota, Viridiplantae, Streptophyta, Magnoliopsida, Poales, Poaceae.